This is a messenger RNA of Sinocyclocheilus grahami, 3235 nucleotides long. RefSeq names its product adhesion G-protein coupled receptor F1-like. The record is from RefSeq and is a predicted model, not a curated record. Lineage: Eukaryota; Metazoa; Chordata; Actinopteri; Cypriniformes; Cyprinidae. The annotation marks the transcript as partial. Gene Ontology annotation, molecular function: G protein-coupled receptor activity. Gene Ontology annotation, cellular component: membrane. The transcript has 18 exons. Gene Ontology annotation, biological process: cell surface receptor signaling pathway; adenylate cyclase-activating G protein-coupled receptor signaling pathway.
AUCCACGGAACAAUACUGCUGUCAGGACUGAGAAGGCAGAGGGAAAUUGAUGGCGCAAAAAUGAAAUUGUCCAAGGGUGUCAUUCUCCUUUUUCUGGGAUUGUUUUUUAAGGUUGCUGUGGCAGAGAGUUUCACUCAGGUGUACUGGUUAGAGCUUGAAAUCGAGUCAUCGGUGUACGACAACAUCACUGAGCUUCUGAGAGAGCAGACACGCAUCGACAUAGUACAUGCAUCUGUAACAAACAUCGGCAUCACAACAGAUUGCACACUGAAUGAGACGCAUAAGAAUUGUUCAUGCAUGUUGAACUACACAUACAGUGAGGACAUGUGCAAAAAUUAUGGCUGCUGCAAUGACACCUGCACACAGAAAGUUAAUGACAUGGCUGUGUGUCUGCCUAAAACAAGAGUAAGCAUCAAUGGGCAGACUACAUUUGCAAAUGAGUCUUGCAUGUUUUUAUGUGAUCCAAGCAAACAAGGUUCUAAAGAUUACCAGGACGACAACAAGAAAAUUACCAAAAUGCUUGCGGAAAAAUACAGCACAUUGAAAUAUUUCGAUUCUCUGAUUAUCAACAGUUACAGCAGUGGCAGUGUGAUCGUAAAUUAUACGGUGCAGGUAAUGGGUUCAGUUACGCUUAAUGAGUUGGAGAACGUAACCAGCAAUCUGCCUGAUUCUGAUCUGAAAACAACAGGCUUCAUCAUUAUUGAUGGUCCUCGGGGUCCGAUUGAUAUCGACUCCCUGGCAACUAUAACUUGUCGUCCACAAGAAAUGCUGGGAGAGGUUAAGUGGUACUUAAUAGAUGAGUGGAAUAAAAAAACAGAGAUCACAAAAGGACAAGAGGCCAGCUUCGCAAACAACAGUUUGGAGGACAUUGUCCAUCUGAAAAAUAUUUCAGGAAGCUGGAAAGGAACAAUUCAGUGUGUGUACACAAAAGGGCCCAUAAAACACACAGCAAGUACAGAGUUGGACAUAGCACUUCUGCCAGAAAUACAGGCCAUGAGCUCUCCCCAAUUUCCUAAUUGUAGAAAUAACCUAUUCAAAAAGGCUAUCAUUGAAUGUAAAAUUUCAAACAAUACAGAAAAUUACACGGUUACAUGGAAUACUGCUCUUAGUUUCACAGAAAUAGGACCAGAAAUCCAGGGGAAUCUUUUAUCUUACAAAGCAGAGGCGAUCAUAAAUUGUGAAUUAUAUAUUAGGGAUAAGAAUGAGACACUGAAUGUUUCAUGUACAUUCACCAACAACAGAGCCAUUUACAACAAAAAUAAAACCAAAAAUGUGGAGAUCCCGGUCAUUCUUCCCCAUUCACAAUUCUGUGAAGAAGAUAACGAGUGGCCCAUCACGAAAAACACCUAUACGGCCAUUAUAUCCUGUGGGAACUCUGCUGUUGGUUCAAAAAUGAAAAAGUGCUAUGAAGGGUGGAAAGACGAAAUCUCUACUUGUGUGAAUAUAGACCUGCAUGGCAUUAAAAAGGAUAUAGAGAUAUUAAAUAAAGGCAUUGGCCUUAUUAAGAAUGAGGCAGACAGACUUUUCAGACGAAUACAGCAUUCGACCACUGUGGAGACAUUCAACUCAUUUGCAAAUAUUAACGCAUCUGUAGUUAUUUUUGAAGCCAUGAACAAUGUAUCUAAACAGCAGUUCAAUCAAUGGAAUGAUACUGUCAUGCCAGACUUUGUCAGCGCUAUAAGCAACGCUUUGAAUAAAACAGGAGCCUGGAACAAUCCUGAAACUAAAAACACAAAUUUAUCUGUGACAUAUCUACAGACUAUUGAGCAAAUGAUACUCAACUCAAAUCUGACCAUGAAUCAUCCUCAAAAUUCUUAUAAUGUUAAACUGGCAGUCUGUAAUAAGACCGGAGGGGCACAUUGCAGCAACUUUAAUGCCAGCGUCAGCCCAGAUGAUAGGGUUGUUGUCGUUGCAUUCCGGAACCUUCACGAAAUUUUACCACAGUAUGAAAAAAGGCCCUUAGAGACCACCAUCUUGUCAGUCACCACAGUAAAUAAUGAGAAGAAGUCCAUCUCUGUCCAGAUGACGUUCGAUUACGGUGAAAAAAGACUUCGGAAUCAUGAAAUGUAUUGUGUUUUCUGGGAUGAAAAGAACAGUACUUGGUCUUCAGAGGGGUGUAAAUGGGGUGGUGCAGAAAAUCAAAAGUUGUGCACAUGUACACACAACUCUGCCUUCACUGUAAUGAUGUCCAAAAAUGCAGAGACCCUUCCGUAUAUGAAGGAACUGACCUACGUUGGCUUAGGAAUAUCCGUCGUCUCACUUGUUCUGUGUUUAAUCAUUGAGUUUUUGGUAUGGGAUGCAGUUGUAAAGUCAGACAUCUCCAAUUUUCGGCACACGGCCUUAGUCAACAUCUCUUUAUGCUUGCUGUUUGCACACUGUGGAUUUUUAGCAUCAUCUGAUCCGAAGGCAAUCCCCGAACACUGGUGCUCCAUCCUUACAGUAGCCAAACAUUUUUUUUUCCUCGCUGUCUUCUUCUGGAUGCUGUGCUUAAGUGUCGUGCUUCUUCACCAAAUGAUAUUUGUCUUUGACCAGCUGAGGAAAAAGGUUUUUUUGGUAUUGUCUAUCACUGUUGGUUACGUGUGCCCUUUAAUAUGUGUGGCAACAACCUACAUUACUUUCGAGAACGGUAAAGAAGGUAAAUACUAUUCCACAGACACUUGCUGGCUCAUAUAUCAGGGUGUGCUGAAGGGCUCCCUCUUUUCCUUUGUAAUUCCUGCCUUAACUAUUGUGAUGGUAAACUUUUUCACACUGGUUGUGGUGAUCAUGAGGAUAGUAACUCCUGCUGUGUCGGAUUCAAAGGCGCAGGACCACAAGGACGUUGCCAAGGGUAUGGUUAAGACAGUAGUUUUCUUAAGCCCUGUCCUCGGAAUAACUUGGCUCCUCGGGGUUUUGGUGCUGCACCUUGAUCUUACACAAAAACCUUUCGCCCAAAUUGUGAGCUACGCAUUUACAUUGUUCAAUUCGCUGCAGGGCUUUUUGAUACUGCUGACAAACUGCUUGGGAGAGAAAAAGGUUUGUGAUGCACUUCUGAAGCGUUUGCAAUCCAAGCAAUCAGCGCAUUCUAAAAGUGAAAGCUCAAGCAAAGAGACAUCUUCAGUAAUGACGAAAUAAAGACUGGACAGAUUAAAAUCGGUGCCUUCUAAAAGUACUGAAAUAGAAGACAUGAAACUCGAGGGAACCUUGAAAAACGUCAUGGAUUAAAUUGUCACAUUCAACAGCUCUAAAACAUUGUUUU